Hevea brasiliensis (rubber tree) is the source of this 1024-nucleotide messenger RNA. RefSeq lists its product as uncharacterized. NCBI's taxonomy places the organism in Eukaryota, Viridiplantae, Streptophyta, Magnoliopsida, Malpighiales, Euphorbiaceae. The record is from RefSeq and is a predicted model, not a curated record. The coding region runs from base 101 to 751 and encodes 216 amino acids. The transcript has 2 exons.
AAAUCGUAAAUUCGUCAAGCAAAGGCCUCAUUAUAGAGUAGAUGCUUCCAACCGAACUAAACUGCUUGUUUCUUGCGAAACAGUAAAAGAGAGAGCAAGGAUGAUGGAGAAGCCCAGGUUGUCAAUUGCAGUAUUGACUUUGCUUUAUUUGCUGGCGCAAGUCAUCGCGAUCGAGAAACCCCAAUACGAAAUAGUACAUGCAGAAUCAGAUUUUGAGGUCAGAUUAUACACUCAAUCCACAUGGAUGGCUGCCCCAGUAAGUGAAAUCUCUUUCGAAAAGGCUACCUUGGAUGGCUUUCACAGGUUGUUCCAGUUCAUCCAAGGUGCCAAUCUAAAUUGGACUAGGAUUCCAAUGACAGCUCCUGCUGUGACUAGUAUAGUCCCGGAAGCUGGGCCGUUUCAGUCAUCAGCCUACUCUGUUCUAUUUUACUUGCCCUUGAAAUUCCAAGCUGACCCGCCAGUCCCUAUUCCUGAACUGCAUCUGAAACCUUAUGUUUGGGACAGUCAUUGUGUUGCUGUGAGGAAAUUCUCAGGGUAUGCAAAAGAUGACAACAUUAUCAAAGAAGCUAAAAAACUUUCUGUCAGCUUGAGGAGGUCUCCGUGGACUAACGCAACUUCUGCAGAAAGUAAUUUUGCCUACUCCAUUGCUCAGUAUGAUUCUCCAUUCCAUUUCAUUGGGCGUGUUAAUGAAGUAUGGGCAGAUAUUAAUGCAACUGGCGGUUGUGAAUACAGUAAAAUAGCAGCUUACUGACAGAUUGUUAAGUCACUGUCUGUGACAGUUAUACGUGUGCCUGAAAAAACCAGUUAAAGACGUAUUGCAGUUAAUUAAAUUCCCUGUCUGUAUGUAUAUAUUGAAGUCUAUGCAGUUGUAAGACCAGAAACAUAAUACCCUGCUUUUCAAAAAAAAAAAUCCUAUGUGUUUCAGUCCAGCUCCUGUAUCUAUAAUAUAUAUUUUAGUCCUGGAAGUGAACUUUUUGUUGAUAGCACAACAGAAGAGCAAAGAGAAUCAGAAUUAUUGUUUGUA